Molecule: messenger RNA, 6386 nt
Organism: Colius striatus (speckled mousebird)
Lineage: Eukaryota; Metazoa; Chordata; Aves; Coliiformes; Coliidae
Gene: SPON1
Product: spondin 1
Exons: 16
Coding region: 425-2833 (802 amino acids)
Biological process (GO): cell adhesion
Cellular component (GO): extracellular matrix
Source: RefSeq, a predicted model, not a curated record
GCAACAGCUCUCCUCGCCGCCGCACUGAAUGUCUCGGAUCCAGCAGCGUCCCCGUGCUCCGCUCUUUCACCAAACCCUGUGAAUUCAGCUCGGUUAAAUAAACAUUACCGAGCUGCUAAUCACACGCUCUGAAACAAAACAGCACUUCACUCCGGGAUCUGGGCAAGAUCAGACUUCCCUCCCUCUCUCCCCCCUCCUCUCUUCUUCCCUCCCCUCCCUCUCUGCCCCCUCCCUGCUUUUCCCCUCCCUCUCCUCGGCAGCCGCUGAGCCGGUCCCUCCGACCCGGCAGCCUCAUGCUGGGGGCUGCUGCCGGCCGGGGCUGAUCGAGGCUGCUCCGCGCUGCCCGUCCGGCGCUGCUCGCCCCGGCUCUCCCGCGCACCGCCGCCGCCGCCCCCGCGAGAAAAAGUUGUGCGGAGCGCCGAGGAUGGGAGCGCAUCUGCAGCCUCUAGCCCUGCGGCUGCUGGCGUUGACUUUCCCCUUGGUGGCGAAGGGAUUUUCUGACGAAACCUUGGAGAAAACCGCGAAAUCCGAGGGAUAUUGCAGUCGUAUCCUGCGAGCCCAAGGCACCCGGAGGGAAGGGUACAAUGAAUUUAGCCUCAGGGUGGAGGGCGAUCCAGAAUUUUACAAGCCUGGGAACAGUUACCGGGUGACGCUUUCUGCUGCCACUCCUGCCUACUUCCGAGGAUUCACAUUGAUUGCUCUCAAAGAAGGGAAAGAAGGUGACAAAGAAGAUGACCAUGCAGGAACUUUUCAGAUCAUAGACGAAGAAGAAACACAGUUCAUGAGUAAUUGUCCUGUUGCUGUUACUGAGAGCACACCUAGAAGAAGGACACGCAUUCAAGUGUUUUGGACUGCUCCUCCUGCUGGCACAGGCUGUGUGAUUCUGAAAGCCAGUAUUGUACAGAAACGCAUAAUUUAUUUUCAAGAUGAGGGUUCUCUCACCAAAAAAAUUUGUGAACAAGAUGGAGCCUCAGAAGGUGUGACUGAGAAACCAAUUUUUGAUUGUUGUGCCUGUGGAACUGCCAAAUACAGGCUAACUUUUUAUGGAAAUUGGUCAGAAAAAACACAUCCCAAAGAUUUUCCACGACGCACCAAUCACUGGUCUGCAAUCAUUGGUAGUUCUCACUCAAAGAACUACAUCCUUUGGGAAUAUGGAGGAUAUGCUAGUGAGGGUGUCAAACAAGUUGCAGAGUUGGGAUCCCCUGUAAAGAUGGAAGAAGAAAUUCGACAGCAGAGCGAUGAGGUUUUAACAGUCAUCAAGGCAAAAGCACAGUGGCCUGCCUGGCAACCUCUAAAUGUGAGAGCUGCUCCCUCUGCUGAGUUUUCUGUGGAUCGUCACCGGCACCUGAUGUCCUUCCUCACCAUGCUGGGCCCCAGCCCCGACUGGAACGUGGGUCUGUCUGCAGAAGAUCUCUGUACCAAGGACUGUGGCUGGGUUCAGAAAGUCGUUCAGGAUCUAAUCCCCUGGGAUGCUGGCACAGACAGUGGUGUUACCUAUGAGUCUCCUAACAAACCCACAGUGCCUCAAGAGAAGAUCAGACCACUUACAAGCUUAGAUCAUCCUCAAAGUCCAUUUUAUGAUCCAGAAGGAGGGUCUAUCAAGCUGGUAGCCAGAGUUGUCAUUGAGAGAAUUGCACGCAAGGGGGAGCAAUGCAAUAUUGUACCUGACAACAUAGAUGAUAUUGUGGCAGACCUAGCACCAGAGGAAAAAGAAGAAGAUGAUACCCCUGAGACAUGCAUAUAUUCAAACUGGUCCCCAUGGUCAGCCUGCAGCUCUUCUACCUGUGAAAAGGGCAAGAGGAUGAGACAAAGGAUGCUUAAAGCUCAGCUGGACCUCAGUGUACCCUGUCCAGAUACCCAAGAUUUUCAGCCAUGCAUGGGUCCAGGCUGUAGUGAUGAAGAUGGUUCCACUUGCAUGAUGUCUGACUGGAUUACAUGGUCCCCCUGUAGUGUUUCCUGUGGAAUGGGGACCCGAUCUAGGGAGAGAUAUGUAAAACAGUUCCCUGAAGAUGGCUCUAUGUGCAAAGUUCCUACCGAAGAGACUGAGAAAUGUAUUGUAAAUGAGGAAUGUUCCCCUAGCAGCUGCCUUGUCACUGAAUGGGGAGAGUGGGAUGAAUGCAGUGCUAGCUGUGGCACAGGGAUGAAGAGACGACACAGAAUGAUCAAGAUGACUCCUGCUGAUGGAUCCAUGUGCAAGGCAGAAACUACAGAGGCAGAGAAAUGCAUGAUGCCUGAGUGCCAUACCAUCCCCUGUCUACUCUCUCCUUGGUCCGAGUGGAGUGACUGCAGUGUAACAUGUGGGAAGGGAAUGCGAACACGGCAAAGGAUGCUGAAAUCUGCUGCUGAGCUUGGAGAUUGCAAUGAGGAGCUGGAACAAGCAGAAAAAUGCAUGCUGCCUGAAUGCCCCAUUGACUGUGAACUAACAGAGUGGUCCCAGUGGUCUGAAUGCAAUACCUCAUGUGGAAAGGGCCACAUGAUCAGGACAAGAAUGAUUAAAAUUGAACCACAGUUUGGAGGAACAGCAUGCCCAGAAACUGUCCAGCGUACAAAAUGUCGAGUAAGGAAAUGUCUGAGAGGCCCAGGUAUGGAAAAAAGGCGCUGGAAAGAGGCCCGAGAGAAAAGGAGAAGUGAACAAGCAAAGAAAAAUAUAGAUAGUGAGCAAUAUCCAGUUUGUAGACUGAAACCAUGGACUGCUUGGACAGAAUGUUCUACACUCUGUGGAGGUGGAAUUCAAGAACGCUACAUGAUGGUAAAGAAGAGGUCCAAAAGUACUCAGUUUACUAGCUGCAAAGACAAAAAGGAGCUAAGAGCAUGUAAUGUUCAUCCUUGUUAACAAAACACAAGGCUUCCAAGCGAUGCACUCUGAGCUAAAUGGAAAGUCAACCUUAGCUGGGUUUUUAAAACAAAAGAAUUAUAAAGUGUAUAUUAGUUUUCAUUUUUGCAGUGUGGUUUGCUUUUUAGUCUUGCUGGUGCAAGAAAUAUAUUUUAUAAAUAUUUCCACACAGAUUUAUGCUGAGAGUAAAUCUUUGGAACUCCAGCCAGCCCUUAAUGCAUAAAAAUAGUAAGUCAUUAGGAGUCAUUUAACUAAAAUACAGACAUAUCUGUGGACAUGGAAUAGCCAUAUAGAAAUACUACUUGUAAAGACAUGGGAUGCAUGCACAUUAACUUAAGUGACGUGUUUCGUGUAUGGGAGGAUUUCUCUCUCAGUUUGAUUUAGAAAAUCCAAAGCAGUGCCUACAUGAUACAACUAUGCCAAGGAGAAAUUUCAGUAAUGCUGGUUCAAUAACAUUAAAGGUGCAUGUCUAUCUUUUUACACUGUUGGGUUAAACUGAUGGUUAUAAUGAUUACCUUGUAUACUUUUCCUCACAUGGAUGCUGUAGACCAUGCAAAAUGGCCUUUAUUUCCUGAAAACUUAGAAAGGAAAUUAUUUGAGCAGCUCAAUCAUGCUGCCUGCCCACUACAUAGCCACAGUCAAAACAGCACCCAAAGAAAACUUGUGAAUGCUAUCAUAUAUUUCAAUGCUUUAUUCUUAUAUUGAGUCUAUUCACUGUCUCUCACAAUGGGUACAGAGCUAAUAGAAAUGGGAUUCAAACACAAUAGUCACAACAGCUGUGUCACAGAAAGACUUCUACAUGAGACAUUAAAAAAAGCCAGAUUCAGUUUCAUGAGGAUGUUAAUCACAGGCAAGGAGAGAAAGAGGUAUGUAAUAUAAUAAAAAUAGUGGAGAAAAGGUAAGCCAGGUCCUCAUGUACCCAUUAUAACUCACAAAGGGAAAGGAACUUCUGAAAGGAAACAAUGACAGCCUUAUAAAAUAUUAAUUACAGAUUGACACAAGAAUAUAUUUAGAGCAGUGUCAUUUAUGGGUUUUUUACUCAGAGUAUAGAAGGAUCCAAAAACUACUAAAUCUUUGACAAUAACUCAUUUGUAGAUAUAUUAACCAGGAUAAACCUCACCAUUUAGUGAUUAGCAAACUGCCUGAGAUUAGAAAACAGCUCCCCACCAUUCUAAUUGCUAUUUCCACCAUGUCCUGUAGAGUUUAGCUCUCAUCCUUAUGCGUGAUCAGGUGUAGGAUCAGCAGGACCCUGGGAUUCAUUUGCUGUUGGAAUGUAAUACUGUCCUGUAAGCUUAACAAUAUUAAAAACAAAAGUGAUUAAAGGUGAAGAUGGUGGCUUAUCUUUGGGUCCCAGAAAGGCAUCCUACAUCUUUGUCUCUACCUAAUAACACAAUGAAAGUAAAGAUUGUUGAUGCUGACUCUUAAAACAAGCUUGAGAGAAAUGAAUGGAGAAAAAAAAAAUCUUGUAGUCUCUUUAAACCAGCCUUAAUAACUUACUCACUUCCAUAACACUUGGUCACAGUCUGACAAUCCUGACACAGGUUUUAAGUGUCUACAUUUGAUGUGAACCACCACUCACUAAGGCUGUUCAACUUCACCAUCACUAAUUAGCUUAAGAAUCCUCACAUUACCGCUCUGAACCUGAAUGGGCUAACAGGCUGGCUGCAUUGCACUGUAGGACUUUUCAUCACCAUUUCUCCACUGAACUCUGCAAGAGCUGCUCAAGACUUCCACAGCUGUCGCAUCCCACAUCCCCAAGGUAUUUUACUGGCUUUUUUUAGAUCUGAAAUGAAUAGAAGGCCAGGGAAAUAAUAGAACUAACUGCAAUGUUAAGCCUGUCCUGCCACUGCUAAAAUGGGUGCAAGCCCAUAGUGAACCAAACUAGGAGAAAAACGAAUAUUAUGAGGUUUAAUGCUAAAACCAAACCAUUUAUGUUUUGCACAGCUGAUUUAACAAUAUUAAUUCAGAUACUUUACCUCCUUGUGCCUAUUGAAAAAUUUCCACAGUUUCUUUCUCUAUAGCACUGUCAUUACAGUGUUGCAGCAAGACUGUCACCAAGUAAUGCAUUUAUGACCUUACCUUGCAUGUUACCUUUAGACCAAAAAUAUCCACCCAUAAACCCCACUGGAAUGAUAUAGAUACUGGAGAAGUGACCAGCUGAGCAUAUUUAAGUGGAGAAACAGCUGCAGAGAAGGGCUACAGCAAUUAAUGCCCAGCACUCAGCCAGGGCAGAGCUACAUAUGCAAAUCAAACCCACACACCUUUGCAAGCUGUUCUUGCCGAGCCCAACAGAGGAUAACCAUUUAGGAAAGUAACCUUUGACUAUGAAAUGUGUGAGAGAGUGAUUUUUGUAGGCUUGGAUAUGUGAGAGCUUGGGGCAGAGGGAGCAGCAGAAGACAGUUUCUCCCGAACAGAAAAAAAAAAAAGGCAAUGAGUUUCUGGACUUUUUUUUUUCUCAUCAGCCUUUGUUCAAGCUAAUCUUGCAAAACUGUGCCUGUUUCUGCAAAUGAUCAAUUAAACUCAAUGUUGUGCAUGUUCAUUUUUGUUCAUUUUUGUUCCAGUUCAUCAAGCACUUUUGUCUUUUAACUAGUCCCUUUGCCAAAGGCUACAUAACCCAAAUAUGCCCUUUGGUAUGUAGGAAAAUAAUUCUGAACAUGCCUGCAAAGUUGUCCAUUAAAAUAAUCUGGUAUUCCUUUCACUGUGGGUCUUACUAAUUUGAUUCUCCAUAUACUUUUUUUUUUCUCUUGGGAUACUGUUCAGUGUGAUUUCCAAUCAUUUCUCUUAGGCUCAUUAAAGUUUCGAAUGUUGGAAUUUUUUCUCUUACUCUCCCACCUUAUUAAUACAUUCAAUGACAAAUUAUAUUGCACUAGGUCAGAAAUGUGUGAUCAUUCCUGCUUAGGUUUAGCUUUUCACACUGUUUUUCUGUUUAAACAUUUUACAAAUCACUUGUCUGUCUUCUAACUUGUUACAAAAGAAAUAUUUAAGCCUGUUACAUUUUGUAAAAAAAACCAAACCACAAACAAAAACAGAUGAAGAAAAAAUAAGAGGUUGAUUUUCUAUUCGGAAUAAAAGCUCUGAUAUAAAACAUGUGCAAGUAAUGCAUUGUUACUGUAAACUUUCUAGUAGUGUAAUAGCCACUGAUUAUCAGUCAAUAAAAAUAAGAACUGUUAUCUCUCCUAUCUCCUGAAUAAUACUGCUGAACUAAAAGCACAGAUGUCACUCCACUUUUGUAGACCUCAACUACCAGAUCUUAGCAUUGUGUGUGUAUGGUGUUUUUUUUCUAACAUACAAACUGUAGAAGCUUUACACAUAAUAAAAAAUUUAGGGGCUUAAACAAAUGUACAGUAGGAUUCUGUGUGUGCGGGCUACAAUCUAAACAGAAUUUGUUUGAUUGCAUUUUUAGAUUUCCUUUGUUGUUUUUGUUUGCUGUGGAAUUAUGAAAAAGCUACCAUGAAUAUUUCUUACCAAAGUCUUGUGUAGAUGUUUUGUAGCUGUCUGGCUAACACAUUAUUAUUAUUAUUUUGGAAUAAAGACAUCUUUACUAUGAAAUUUA